Messenger RNA from Malurus melanocephalus (red-backed fairy wren), 497 nucleotides. RefSeq names its product 6-phosphogluconolactonase (gene PGLS). Gene Ontology annotation, biological process: carbohydrate metabolic process. NCBI's taxonomy places the organism in Eukaryota, Metazoa, Chordata, Aves, Passeriformes, Maluridae. The annotation marks the transcript as partial. The record is from RefSeq and is a predicted model, not a curated record. The transcript is spliced from 3 exons.
UCUCCUCCCCCCUCAUGGCUUCCGUGUCGGUUUUCCCGUCCCCGCAGGAGCUCGGCGCGUUCCUGGCGCGCUCGGUGGCGGCAGCGGCGGCCCAGGCGGUGACGAGCGGCGGCCGCUUCUCGCUGGGGCUCUCCGGGGGUUCCCUGGUGCCGCUGCUCGCGCGGGAAUUGGGCGGGGCUUUGGCCGAUGUGGGCGGGGCCCAACCGGCCCGGUGGAUUCUGGCGUUUUGUGAUGAGCGAUUGGUGCCCCCCGAGCACCCCGAGAGCACCUGCGGGGCGUACCGGUCCCAGGUGCUGUCCCAGUUUCCCGCCCCCGGGCCCCGCGUGCUCUCGGUCAAUCCCGGACUGGACCCGAACGGCGCCGCCAGAGAUUACUGGGAACAGCUGAAAAUGGCGUUCCCAGAUGAGCCCAUCCCCCAGUUUGACCUGCUGCUGUUGGGGGUGGGGCCGGACGGUCACACGUGCUCGCUGUUCCCCGGCCACGCCCUGCUCCAGGUG